Molecule: messenger RNA, 7087 nt
Organism: Archocentrus centrarchus (flier cichlid)
Lineage: Eukaryota; Metazoa; Chordata; Actinopteri; Cichliformes; Cichlidae
Gene: phactr2
Product: phosphatase and actin regulator 2
Exons: 12
Coding region: 82-1845 (587 amino acids)
Biological process (GO): actin cytoskeleton organization
Molecular function (GO): actin binding
Source: RefSeq, a predicted model, not a curated record
UUCAAUUGAGGUUUCUCGCUUUCUCUUCACUGUGAACUUGUUACUCCUCUCGACCGUCGCGGGCUGACGGACAAGGUGACCAUGGCCCAGGAGGAGGAGGAGGGGGAUACCUACCGGCAGCUGAAGCUUUUCCCUCAGUUGUGGCCCCGUUACAGGUUCCGCUCUCAAAGUGACACCUCCGGAUUUCGGGCCAGAGUGUUGUUCAAACUCCGGGGAGCCCGCUCAGUUGAGGGUCUGGAGAAAUCAACAUCUCUGCCCAGCUGUGAUGUGGCGGUGGACAGUGCUACCAACGCUCAGAAUGCCCAUGCAUCACGGCAGCAGCGAGGCAAGCUGUCAACUUUGGGAAAACUGUUCAAACCCUGGAAGUGGAGGAAGAAGAAGACCAGCGACAAGUUUCAGGAUCUUUCGAAAGUUCUAGAGAGAAAAAUCUCCACUAGACAAACAAGGGAAGAGCUCAUCAGGAAAGGAGUUCUCAUCCCCGAUCAAGACGAACCAGUCAUCAGUGAAAAUCUGAACGGCCAUGCCACAUCCACUUUGACACCAGAGGAGGUCAAAGUCGACAUUGAGUCUCAAGAAACACUGCUGGAGAAGCAGGCCACUGGGCCGGUCAGCACUGAGGAGAAACCAGCCAAGUCGUCUCAUCCAAAGAAGACAGGAUGCACAACGAAAAGCACCUCCACACCUCGUGCUCGUGCAUCAAAGGACACUGGCACUGCAGCACAGAAUGAAAGGACAGACGGAAGGACCAACCGGAAAUCAGACACUCCGAUCUCAUCCUCUGUACCUCAGAAAGCCUCUGCAGAGACUCUUAGCCCACCUGCAGACUUAAAACCCCCUUCCCUUUCCUCAGACACCAAACCUGUCUCAUCUAAAGCCUCAAGCAGUGACACAGGGGGAGCUCAGGGUGAUUGUCACUCUGGUCUAGAUCCUAAAUCUGCUCCUGAUUCAUCGACUGCAGGUGAGGACACCCAUAAAGGUGUGGCUCCUGAAACCACAGGCCAGUCUUCUCAUGUCAACAAUUCUACAGAACACACAUCGUUCGCAGAGGGAGAGGCACGCAGCAGCUCAAAGAGCGAGAAACAGGGGAGGACGGAAGAGAAGCCAGGAGGAGGUGGAAUGAAGAAAGGAGAAACAGAGAAUGUUGUAGAAAAUAGCCCGAGGUCAGGGGGGGGUGAAGCGGAAAAGCCGCAGCGACCCAGUGUAAAAACAGAGCAUGCCGAGGUGACAGUGAUACCCGAUAGGCCGAGAGAUAGCCAAACUAGUGACUCCGACUCUGACGGGCCAAUCCUGUACCGGGAUGAGGAUGAAGAAGAGGAGGAUGAAGAGGAGGAUUCAAAUAACUCUCUGGCCAGCAAGAUCCGCCGACGAGACACCUUGAACAUUAAGCUGGGGAACCGACCCAGCAAGAAAGAGCUGGAAGAGAAAAACAUUCUGCCACGGAGCUCAGAGACGGAGAGGCAUGAGCUACGCCAGCAGAUAGGCUGCAAACUAGUCAGGCGCCUGAGCCAAAGACCAACUACAGAGGAGCUGGAGCAGAGAAAUAUUCUCAAGCAAAAGAAUGAAGCUGAGGAGCAAGAAGCUAAACAAGAGAUUAAAAGGAGGCUCACCAGAAAGCUGAGUGUGAGGCCUACAGUGGCAGAGCUCGUUGCUCGGAGGAUUCUUCGUUUUAAUGAGUAUGUGGAGGUAACAGAUGCCAAGGAUUAUGACCGGCGGGCUGACAAACCCUGGACACGGCUUACUCCUGCAGACAAGGCUGCUAUCCGUAAGGAGCUGAAUGAGUUUAAAAGCCGAGAGAUGGAGGUUCAUGAAGACAGCAAACAGUUCACCAGAUUCCACCGACCAUAGUGUCCUCACUGCCCUCUGGACAUCAGCGCCACACACUCUCCGGUCAGCGGCUCCCAGCAGACUCCGCUCAGUCCGUUUUGCUCUGGAAUUCAGUCAACCUUUUUCACAGCAGAUGUUUUGACUUGUCGCGGCAGGAAAAGCACAGGUGUAAUUUAAAACAUUUAAACAUGGCUGUGUUUCGUUCAGGUUAGCCAGUUCCAAGACCAUGGUGUUGAGCACACGUUCAUACUUUAGCAGAGCGAUUGAUAGGAUGGAGGCAUUUUUACUGAAAGAUGUUCCACCUGCAUUUUUCCUACUGAACCCCAUCAGAAUAUCUAAUGUGAAGAAGCUCUGUUGCCCCUGAUGAAACUUUAAGUCUGUAAUGACAUUUAUAUGUGUGUCUCAUAGCCUUGGCUAUCCAAAGACACCUAUAAAACAUUUGCACAUAUCUAUUGUAAGGAUAGUGGUGUGUAUUGUGCUCAGAGUAGAUUUAUUUAUUAUACAGUAUCAGAACCAGCUGGUACACAAAAUAUUUUAUGUAUUUUUUUUUUUUAUAUGUUUUUGGUCACCCCUGUAUUAGUGAAUGUGAGCGUAUUAUAGUUUGUGUCCUUGCCAAGAUAUGCCUUGUCAUAAACUGACAAAUGGCCAUAUAUGGGCAUCUUCCAAGAACAGGAAAUCGGGGUGAUUGGAUGGUUUCAUGCUGAUGUCAGUGCCUAUGUCAUAGAUCACAGGAGAGGAGAGGCAGUUUCUUCUGCUCCGAUGUUCCCUUCAGUGAUGAAUCAGAAAUACUGCAGUUCAUUUUUUAAACAUGUGUUAAGUUGUGCCACUAGAGGGCACUGUAUCAUAAGAGUUACAGAAGAGGACGGUGUACCUGUAGAUGAAGAAUAACCUCAAGCGUUAACUGCUAAAGCUUAAUAGUGAAACGCACUCCCAUUCUGGCCACUUCUAAUCCCUCAGCACUCUUUCCUGAUGAUACAUGAUGAUCAUGCACCAUCAUGUAAUCUCUGUUGGGUUAUGAACGUCUAACCGCAAAGUGCUGGACUGACUGUUUAUGGGAUCCACUUAUUGUUUUCUCACUAGUUUCAUUUCAGGCCUUUGGCUGGGGAUGUUUCCUUGGCUCUUUAUUUGGUGCCAAAGACAAAGCAGGAGCCUGCUCGUAUGUAGGUGUUCUAAAUUUAAGAGCUUACAGGUUUCAUUUUAUUGGGCGGACUUCACAGAGAAAAGGCACAGAGUUUCAGCACUAGUAAUGAACUGGAAGUGGAAGAGUGCUUUAAUUUUAAUUGCCUUGAACAUGAUUUUGCAAUUUAGUCAAGUUCAUUUAUAGAGCACAUUCAAAAACAAGAAAUGUUGACCAGAGUGCUUUAAUUUGUUGUGAUUACAUCUUUACAUCUAGCCUUAACAUGCACCUAGAAUCCAGCAAGGUGGCCUGGUGUCAUUAAAGCAUUUUUUUUUUUUUUUACCAUGAAUGAGAUUAUUUAAAGGAUUUGUUCCAUUUUUUUUGAAAGUUAAUCUCCAACUCUGUUUGUUAUUUUAAUAAGAAAUAAUCAUUUUAGGUUAUGUAUUUUAGUCAUUUGUGGGGAAAUGUUUCAUAUGGCUGAACAGAUGCCAUAUUUAACAGACUCAAGAGGCUUUCCUUUGUUUAAAUGUGCAGCUAUGCAGCAUCUAGUGUGUGUGUAGACAUGAUUUUUAGCAGUCUGGCUUAGGUCGUUUGGUCACUAUUGGUUUUUGGGGGAUCUGUAGAUUUGCUGUCUCUAAGUGGACUGUCAGAUAAUUGAGAUGCAUGUUACGGCAAAAUGCAGAGAAUCCACGGAAAAUGUUUUCUUUCUCCAUCAAUGCCAGAUUGUUUGGCUGAGCUUUGGUAAUAUUUUUGUCCCAUGCCUAUUCGACUAGACCAGAGAUGUUGGCUGAUGAGUGAUUGACAGAUAGAGCAUGCUGACCUCCAAAAGCCUGCGUUCUCAUAAUAGAGCCCCAACCUCCACAAAAACACUCGUCACACUUCCAAAUAGUAACCGAAAAGGGCAGAUUGAUUGUUUCCACUUCUGAAUGUGCGGGGGUUGUAAAGUGAAAAGAUGUACGGCAAUGAAAAAGAAGCAACAGUAUUCAUUCAUGUUAAUGUCUAACUUGUUAUAUAUAUAUAUAUAUAGAUAGAUAGAUAGGUAGAUAGAUAGAUUAUUUUGUACAGAAUGUAUAUCAAGCAUGUGCAUACAUUGAUAUCAGUUUUACUACCAAUAUGAUACAACUUUGAUGUGAAUGUUUUAAGCUCGAAUUGUAGUUAUCUUUCUUUUUCUUAAUGCCAUCCCCAGACACUGAUAAAGAAGUGAUUACAGCUGACAUGAAAGUGGUGCUUUUUAGGCAGUUUAUCAAGCAUAGCCUUUAAUAAACUUACCUAUUUCAUAAGAUGAUAAUGAUAACAAUCUCUGGGAAUAUCCAGUUUGGGAUUUAUUUCUUCCUAUAUCCAGAGUUUUAGUUUGUACAGAUUAGAACUGCUUUAUAGAAUAAUCAUUCUUGGUUUUAGAUAUUGAGUUUAAAUAUGCUCAUUUAUUUGGGUAUAAUAUCUAGCAGCAGAAGAAAGAGACUGAUAUUGCAAAUAUGAGUUUGAUCCCUUACAGGCUACCUGAGUGUAGCUCCAGUACAGGUGAACAUGUUACAGCAAAAACUGAGAUAAAAUAUCCAGGGAACUCUUAUUACAAAUUAAAAGUCUUUUCUCAUCUUAAGCACUUGACAGACAUCUUUGGACAUGGUUCUGAGAAUCUUUACACAGCUUUCCAUUCAUCUCGGAUGUCGGAUGUGGGAGUUAUGUUACUCCUGAGUUGAGUGCAUUCCAGUAGUAAAGCUGGAAAAAACAAAACAUGAUUAGUUUUGCUUUUUAGGAAGAUCAAGCCAUUCAUGCAUCACAACCAAUACAGCGCAGUGCUUGUUUUUUGGGCUUAAAAGCACAGCUGUAACACAGAGCCUGGUCAGUGCUCUGCAUAUGGCUUAUUUAGCAGGUUACAAAUAUACAACAGUGGUAACAGAUUAAAGGUUUUAGAGUUUUACUCAUUUUUACAUUUACUGCCACCAUCUUGGAAUGUUAAGUUGGGAUUGGGGAGGGGGCUAAUCAGAGGGGCCGUGCUGACUGAAAACGCUUAAAUUCCGACUGAAGUUGAACUUCAGCUGGGACACACUGUGUGUCAUGUGCACCCCGUCAUCAUGGGUGUUGUUAGGGUCACAUGAGCCAAGGUUUGAAUCAAGGCAUGACUGAUUAGGGUCGAGGUGGGCCAAGGUGUGACUGACCCAUGUGGCCUUAAUAAAUCGCAUGAUGGGACGGUGGGUCAGCGACCUUCAGGACCACCUCCAAGGAGACGACCUUGAUGUGGGUUAAAUAUCUGGGACACACCAUCAGCUUUCAGAAUUUAUGAAUCCUCUUAGAAUAGGUGAAACAUCUUCAUGAACAUAAAAAGUCCAGUUGCCUUCAACUCAAGUGCUUAAAAUUACCAUGACCUGGAUGAAGCUUCAGACCUUCUGCUUCCCUUCCCACAUUCCUGAGUAGCCUAACCCAGCUUAUUUACCAUGUACAGUUCUGAUACAAUCAAGUAAAUGGUUUAUUUAACAAAGCAGAUGCAAAGACCUUUUAAGGUUGCUUAAUUCAUAUAAACCUCUAUAGAAAACAUGCACAACCUGUCAGUAACAUAGUAGAUUUCAUUUGUAAAUUCAUGUAACAUCUACAAGUUAAAAACCUGUGUGUGACAAAGCGGUCGCUAAAAGGUUCAUAACAUAAAUUACACUUACACUCAUGUUAUUUAGUGUUAUUACUCAUUAUAUCACUCAUUAUGUGCCAGAGUGAGAAGUUGUAAUUGGUAACAAAGUAAAUUAAACAUUUUAGAGCUACAUUAUAGUGCGUUUAUAAAUCAUUUGAGCCAUUUAUACACUGAUCACCCACAUUAAAACCUCCUGUCUAAUAUAUGGUGUAGGUCCUCCUGCUGCCAAAACAGGUUUGACUCUUUGGGGUAUUGGCACAGGACCUUUGGGAGGGGGGGCUCGUGCUGUCUGGCAUCGGCAGCUAAUCAUUUAAAUCCUGUGGGUUGCAGGUUGGAGCUGCCUUGUCACAACACAUUCCACAGGCCCGAUCAAUGUCCUGAGCUCUUUGUUGUGUUCGUCUGUGGGUUUUUGUGGUUGAGUUGCAGGGUGCAUUGUCCAGCUGGGGAAGGCUAUUGGCAGUGGGGGGUGGUGUGAAGGCCAGAGCCCAGUGUUUCCCAACAGAACAUUGAAUCAUAACAAGAUGAUCAGUAUUAUCUCCUUCAGCUGUUAGCAGUUUUUAAUGUUGUGGCUGAUUGGUGCACAUAUCAGUGCUAAAUAUGGAGGUUAAAAUGCAGCAUAAUCAAAUUAGAAUAUUUAGAAAUCUUCUCCAGGCAAAAAAAAAAAAGAAAAACUAGUGUCAUCACUUUUAAAAUGCAGCUGACUUGAUAUUAAUAAUUAAUACUGAAACUGUUUACAUUUGAAUACUUGCGUGGAAUAUCAACAUGUUUAUGUCAGGCAUAAAUCCAUAUUUCUGUCCAAAAUUAGGAAUAUGGGUGUGGAGCUGUAAUCACUUUAUUCAUCAGGAUUCAGAACGAAUCCUCUGAAAACGUUGAUGGGGGCCAUAUGUUUCAUCUCGUCUGUACGGCAGCUGUAAAACAAACAGUCCGAAGACCUAAAGAAGCUGCAAGCCUACCCCACAUUUCCCAGUGUUAAUGCUGAUGUGGAAAAUAUAUUAUUUAGAUUUAAUUAAAAAAAUAAAUUGUGAGUCAGUUUGACAUCCAUAGUAGCGCUUGUUUUUCUUCAGCUGCUACUGUUAAUCUGUAAUGCUUUCUGCUUCCCCCAGUUCAUGAAAAUGUUUACAUUGGAAAAUGUCUCCUGCUGGGGGUGCUUGAAUUUUCCUUUAUUGCUUCCUGAAUGUAAAUCCAUACUUUAGACUGGAGCCAUAACUAGAGUGCAGUCAAAAGCCUUUUUUUUUUUCAUCUUGAAGAUGUAAUCUUUUCCUGACCAUGUGAAAAUGAAAUGUAAUUUGCUGCACAUUUGCAAAUAUCAUGCUAUAACCCCUAUAUACAGUAAUGUACUCACUGUCAGAAUAAUGGAAUUUGUGCUCAGAGCAGCAAAGGCUGAGGAGAGGAUAUUUCACAUGAGCUCCAAUCACCUUUACUCUAUGUUUGACAUUAAUAAUUCAUCUUUGAAGUUGUACUACAUUAUAUAUCUCAAAACAGCUACUGUUGUUGUCCAGACCGUGUAUAGUGUUUUUGUAUAUAAA